Messenger RNA from Cavia porcellus (domestic guinea pig), 1029 nucleotides. It is a transcript of the gene Spacdr, whose product is annotated as sperm acrosome developmental regulator. Lineage: Eukaryota; Metazoa; Chordata; Mammalia; Rodentia; Caviidae. The transcript has 3 exons. The record is from RefSeq and is a predicted model, not a curated record. Bases 202 to 825 code for a protein of 207 amino acids.
UUCUCCUGUCCCAGGGAGGGGAGGAAGGGCCUUGGAGGAGGUGCUAGAGGGAGCAUCCCCCUGGGUUUUAUAUUCUUUCACUGGUGUGCUUGAAGCCCCUAAGCUCCCACAAGAUCUUUCUGGUGGCUGCCACUGGCCAGCAGCCUGUCUCUCUGACCACCCAAAGGCUGGCUCUGCUGCUGCUCCAUCACAUCUGUAGUUAUGGGUGUGGCCAUUCAUUUCUUCGAAUUAGUUAGGCAGAUUUGGCACAAGAUGACCUGUUGGAUUGUCUUCUGGAGAUGCCGAAUGAAGAGGUACAUCUGGAAAAAUGUUGGCUUUAGGAAACGUGUGUUGAAGGGAGCAGAGAAGACUCCCCCAGAGUUGGAAGCCUACAAGUUGACCAAGCCCCCUGCAGAAGCCAAGCUCCCCAGGAAGGAGGAGUCCCCCGAUGUGACUGAGACUUGUGUGCUGGACAGUCCCACGGACAGGACCCAGAUAGGGUUGGGCCAUGAGGGCCACUCCUUGCUGCAGGUGCCGCGGAUGGCUGUCCGGUCAGCAUCCAUGAUCAUGUUCUCUGCCCUGCAGUCCAGCUGGCAGAUGUGCCGGUGGAAGUCAUCUGUCAGCUCCGGGGCCAUUUCCUCCCAAGUGAGGACCUCGUCCCCGCUGGACACGCCGGAGGCUGAGCUGCUCCGAGAGGUGUACCUAGUGCUGUGGGCCAUUCGGAAGCAACUUCGGCAGCUGACCCGCCGGCAGGAGAGGCACAGAGGCCAUCAUGUCAGGACCCACUCCUCUGCCUUGACUGAACCAGUGCUGGAACUGAAGCAGGACGCCCGAAGUCCCCUCUAAGAGCCCCCCUCCUCAACUUAGCAAAAUAAAACAUUUUUAAGGGCUGGGGAUAUAGCCUAGUGCAAAAAUCCUGGGUUUGAUCCCCAGCACAGCUCGCUCGCCCCUGUGCACCAAAAACUAUUUACAGUGAUCUGUGAGAGAGAUCUACAGCCAAGCAGGCCUGGCUGGAAAUGCCUGGUCAGAAGCCCCCACCACUCUGCCUCU